Molecule: messenger RNA, 324 nt
Organism: Naegleria gruberi
Lineage: Eukaryota; Heterolobosea; Eutetramitea; Acrasida; Naegleriidae
Exons: 1
Coding region: 1-324 (107 amino acids)
Source: RefSeq, a predicted model, not a curated record
AUGGUCGCUUCAAGAAACGUGUGCAAUAAGCAAAAUUCCGAAAAUUCCGCCACUACAAGUAGCAGUGGUAUGAUGAUCAAUAAAUCCCACAAGUUGAAAGCUAUCAAGGGUAACACAAGUAGACCAAUGCUUACACCUCUCGUUAUUGAAAAGAAGUACAAGCAGAAGGCUGUACCAGUUUAUCAACCUAUUGUGGAAUUAACAGUAGGUGCAGAAGACUUGAAUGUCCUUAAGGACGAAACUACAUGUUCCUUCUUCUUUGUUGAAGAUAAGAUUCAAACUGUUGAUGAUUCUUGUCAUGAUGAUUUCAUUAUUGUAAUGUAA